UGUGUCCUAGAAAUAAUGAGAACGCAUUUUAUUGCGACGGCAAAUCUCUGCAGUGAGGCGAAGGAAAGUUACCGGCCGCCCAGCAGCCAGCUCCGCGAGGAGGUGGUUAAAUUCUCUUCGCGUCUAGAGAAGGGUUCCGCCAAGCAGGAGGGGUUCUCAUCUGCUGCGGCCGAGUAUAAAAGGCGAUUGGAGCUUUUGCUAACCACAGUCAACCUCAACUACUCAAAAAUGGCAUUCAAGUUCGUCGCCUUCGCCGCCUUCGUGGCCGUUGCUCGUGCCGGAGUCCUCCAGCCCGCCCUGACCACCUACGCCGCCGCCCCCGCCUACUCGGCGUACGCUGCCCCUGCUCUGCACGCCGCUCCCCUGGCCUAUGCCGCCCCCGUCGCCAAGGCUGUCGUUGCCGCCCCCGCCCUCGCCAAGGUCGCCGUGCCCGCUGAAUACGACGCCAACCCUCACUACAGCUACGCUUACUCCGUGUCCGACGCUCUGACCGGAGACAACAAGCAGCAGCAGGAGACCCGCGACGGUGACGUCGUCCAGGGCUCUUACUCCCUCAUCGAGGCUGACGGCACCCGCCGCACCGUCGACUACACCGCCGACCCCGUCAACGGAUUCAACGCCGUCGUGCACAAGGAGGCCGCCGUCGCCAAGGCUGUUGUCGCCGCCCCCGCCAUCGCUAAGGUCGCCGCUCCCCUGGCUUAUGCCGCCCCCGUCGCCCACGCCGCUUAUGCCGCCCCCGUCGCCCACGCCGCCUAUGCUGCCCCCAUCGCCCACGCUGCCUACGCCGCCCCCAUCGCCCACGCCACCUAUGCCGCCCCCAUCGCCCACGCUACCUAUGGCAAGGCUCUGCUCGGUUAAGCAGUUGCUCAACCAAUCAAGCUGCACCCUCUAAGUCCUUCCUGUAAAGAAGAAACCUGUUUAAUUUAUUUGUCUUCACCAUGUUGCAUUUGUUCUCAUUAUUUUGUGAUGUGAUAUCAAACGCACUCUCAUAAAAUAAAUCAAAUAUCUUUUCAAUGA
This is a messenger RNA of Cloeon dipterum, 1017 nucleotides long. RefSeq names its product cuticle protein 21-like. Gene Ontology annotation, cellular component: extracellular matrix. The transcript has 3 exons. The record is from RefSeq and is a predicted model, not a curated record. Bases 16 to 858 code for a protein of 280 amino acids. NCBI's taxonomy places the organism in Eukaryota, Metazoa, Arthropoda, Insecta, Ephemeroptera, Baetidae.